GGUGUUGGUCUAGUCAAGUGUACCAACCAGCUCGUACUGUUCAGCCCCAUGAAUGCUUCAACAUGUCCUUCGCAUCGGAGUGCGAAGGAAAUCAAGUGCACCUUUUCGCGUGCUCCGUGCGCUGAACACGCCAGAUACGCAAGAUGCGUUGAACCAAACUACUAUAGUAGAGGAUCAGGACGCGAACGGCAAUCGCGACAAUUAUGAUCCUUUCGAGCCAAAAGAUGGACCUGGCCGUUUCGCUGAUUCUAAACGUCGUGCAGAAAUAGUCCUGGGAGCAUCAGAUACUCGAGCUGUUUUCACUCCUCCGUCCCAGGCAAACUCUCCCCUUUCAUCGCGGGAGAAGGCGAUUAUUGGCAAUAGUGGUGACGACGCCCACAAACAUAGACAGCCAUCUCGUCGCGUACGUAACAGCACGAUGGCGCCGACCUUGUACUCCGUUUUCUUAGACGUCGACACAUUGACGGCCCACGAAAUGGACGCGUCAAAUGGAGAGAAAGGAACGGAAAGUAUAUGGAUUCCGGACGACGAACUACGAGGGAUACUUAAGACAGUAUCGACUAGACCAUCCAAGAGGACACAUAAUAGUUUACUGCAUCCAGUGACCGCUCAAGAACUAGAACUCAGAUUACAUCAAGCCAUGACUUUCAACCCGCUACCCUCGCUAAAUCGGCUCAUUGCUUAUCAUGAUACCUAUCCUGCACUGCACUCCGAGGCAUCAUACAAUUUCCUGGCUCAGCUAGCAAUACGCCAUACAUCAUAUGUUAAAGCAAUCCGACUUCUACGACGUAUGGAAGAGUCAGGAAUCAAGCCUAGCGAAUCCAGUAGGGUACUAUACGUCAGAUCACUGGUGAAGAUUGGCCGUUGGGAACAAGCUUGGACUUUUCUCCGACAGCAGCUUACGUCUGGCGAUGAAAAAACACAUUUACCAUUGAUGCUCGAGCUGCUUGGGCACUGUAACCCAAUCGAAUUUCGAAAUAGACAACCGAGUCCCGAUGCGCUGCACCAAAAUCGGCAGAAUAUCAUUCUCUCUGCUAUUCCUGACCAUCUUCCAUCGACCGGCGCCCCUCCUGUCCAUUUUAUCUUGACAGUCGUGCGUUAUCUGCUUCGGAUUUCUCGUACGGAGACCGCACAAGCUGCAACCCUGGAGUGGAUCUCCAAUUUGCCAAAGCGGUUAACCCUCCCACGUAAACGCCAUUGUUUGCGUCUCCUGCAUUUGCAUCUUAGUUUUUCUGAUAAGACGUUCGCCGCUCACCUCGUUAGCCGAAAGUUUGUCAAUAUAUUUUUUGAACGGAGACCCGAUCUGCAGCCCGAUUCAUCGACGUUAUUUCUACUCCUGCGCAGUUUGACACAAACUAGGGGGAAACAAACUUUUCGUGCGCUUCGGGUUGUACAUGCAUUUUGCAAAAAAUGGGGACCUGACGUGAUCGACAGACGAGUACGGCGACGUGUUGCCUCCAUUGCUCUCCGUGAGGGUCGUCUUAAUGUGGCGCGCAUGUGGUUGGAAGCUGAGGAUCAGGCGUCGCUCCCGAGAAAGAUAACGUCUCUCCAACGUGAAGCUGUUGGCGAGCAAGCUAUCAAGCCACCCCAAAGGGUCCGACGACAGCUUUUCCGAAAACUAAUGCCCGGAAAUUAUAAGGAGGAUCGGAAAUGGAGAUGGGUGAGGAGACGAUUUUGGAAGUUGGAGCAAACCCAAUUGUCAAAUCAAUCUCAAUACCAAGCGACCAUUGUGGACGGUGAGAAAGAGGCAGUAGUACAACCUUCUCCAGAGGAAUAGGUCUUCCUCCGAAGCAACCGGGUUACCAUGUACGCAAGUGAGAAAGAAGUAUCCCUGGCCGCUAGCGGCUUGCAUAGCUUUCGGCUAGAUUACGUCGGUACUAUGCGGGGGG
Fomitiporia mediterranea MF3/22 is the source of this 1889-nucleotide messenger RNA. RefSeq lists its product as uncharacterized. Gene Ontology annotation, molecular function: protein binding. Lineage: Eukaryota; Fungi; Basidiomycota; Agaricomycetes; Hymenochaetales; Hymenochaetaceae. The transcript is spliced from 2 exons. Bases 53 to 1777 code for a protein of 574 amino acids. The record is from RefSeq and is a predicted model, not a curated record.